UUUAAGUCCAGCUUGCUACUCGUAAGCGAAAAGUGAUGCUGCUGAUGCAGGUACAGAGACCUAGAGUAGAGGGCGGUACUUUUAACUCUUUUAUUCCCUCCCCUCCCUUCCACGCUGCUUAACUUCUCAUGACACCCUUCUCAUUUGCCAUUAAUCAUUGUUUCUUUCCUCCAAAAAGUGCAUUCUUUUUAGAGGGGGGCCAGUGACCUAACCAAUCUCUGAAAGUAGCCGGAGCUAAUCCAAUCUUCCUCAAUUGACGCCCUGAGAGCACCGCGCCUGCAGUUCAAUGACACCUCCAGCCGGUCAAAUCGAUAGUACCGACGUUUGUCCCCACCUUUUUUUGUUGAAUCCUUGUAAUUGCAUCGACUAACAGACACCAAUGUAUCCGUGAGUAAUUAACCUGGAUGAUCCGAACCAAACGAAGACUGCAAGGAAGGAUCUGACGCGAACAUGAAGCUCAUUUGCCAUGUCUAAGACAGCGGUGAAGAAGCUGCACUGGCGUUCCAAGGUGCAGGACAGCUUCGUCCCUCUGCUGGGCUCGUCGGGGGAGCUGGGCAUCGCCGUUGGUGGAGGAGCAGAUUAUGGAGAGUUUCCUUUUGUCACAUCGGCUCCGGGGGGCGGCCUCACAGUGGGUGAUAUCAUCCUAGAGAUUGGGGGAACACCAGUUCUAGGAAUGACAUUAGGAGACGUCCGCGGCAUCCUCAACUCGUGCCCUCAUCCUAUCCGUAUCAAAACUGUGUCUCCAGGCUCCACAUUGUGCAAGGAUCUCAGGUUGUAUCUGAGUAAGUGCUUCACACCCGGCUCGGUGGACAGCCAGCUUCAGCAGGUCAUCAGAGAGAACCUUUACCUCCGCGCUGUGCCCUGUACAACAAGACAACCCAGAGAGGGGGAAAUCUCAGGGGUAGACUACAACUUUGUGUCCAUUGAGGAGUUUUUCUCCUUGGAGGAGUCGGGAGCGUUGCUGGAGAGUGGAAAGUUCAAAGGGAAUUACUACGGCACACCGCGGCCCGUUCACAUCAGUGCAGAGAGCCCCCCCAUCACGUACCAGGAACACCGCAACCUGCUUAGAAACUUCCGCACACGCAGCAAAUCGCUCAGCAACCUGGAGAAGACUGCAGAGGACGGCAUAAACGGCGAGGAUGACUCAGGCCUGUCAGGAGGCUCUGCAGGUGUCAGCAGCAGCAUCCCUCUUGGCCGCCGGUCCCCCGGUCGGCCCCGGGCGUCCAGCAGCGGUGGCGAUGGUCAUGUCAUGGAAAACGGGAUCAUCUGCAGAAGAAGUGGUGCCAGAGUGAGAGGUGUGAUGCCUGAUCACUGGGAGCAGGCCUUCAGUGACCCGGGAGAGUCACUUUACAUUGAACGCAGCCCGAAGAGGACCAGCUGGCAGAGUCCUCGAGCCUCAAGCAGGGAGACCAUCUACAAAAAUGAAUGGUUCACUGACCAGCCUGCGGAGCUCAGGGGUUUUCCUGUGCACACACACUUAACUAAGGGCUCCAGAGGCUUUGGUUUCAAUAUUGUGGGGGGCAGCAGGCCAAGAGAGUUCCUCCAGGUCUACAGUGUGACUGCUAGUGGACCCUCUGCCCUCAAGACAGCGGACAUCCUGGUGUACAUCAACGAUGUUUGUGUGCUCGGAGUGUCUCACAAAGAGGUUGUAGAGAUGCUCAAGUCAGUGCCUGUGGGCCACAGUGUGGAUGUAGAAGUUAGAAGAGGGUAUCCGAUGCUCUACAACCCCGACGGAUGUCCCAAGCAGCCUCCGCCAAGGUUACUGGACAGCGGGGACCCCAUCCUCCCACCCACCACCACCCAACCUCAGCCUUUUCACCAGCUACCUCGCCUUCCAACACCCACACCCCAGACCCAGCACUUUAACUUUAACGGGGUCCACAGUGAUGGGAGCUACAUGGAGCCCGGGAUGGCUCUAGACGCCAAUGGAAACGCCAUGUCUUUUGCCUCCAGACCGCUGCCCCCCUACAGGCGCUCCAGUUUGAGCAACGCUGCCUCUUCCCCUCCUGUUCGUCCGCCUCGUUCCCUCAGAAGUUUAGCCAGACUGCAAUCACUCGACCCAACGCUGGCCAGCCAAAGCGACAGUGAAGUUGUUUCCGCCAUUGGUUCACACAGGGCAUCGAUGAUCCGCAAUCACAACAACAACUCCCUCUCGACGCCGCCUCAUCCUCUACGUUAUGGAACAUCCAAGUCGUCUGAGAGCGACCUGUCCACAUGCACCUUGUCGGGAUCUCGGCUGCCCCUCCCUCAGUCGCCACGGAGGCCCUCGUCUUCCCCCGGAGGCCCUCGCAGCGUCCACUCCCACCUGUUCAGGCCACAGACCUCCCACCUCCGACCUCCGCCCACCCCAGACAGCCCCCACCACCGGGGCUUCAACGGUUUCCAUGGCAACACCAGCCCCACUGCCAGUCCCAGCAGUGUGUCCUCUCCCGGGGCCAUGAGUCUGGGCAGUGGAGUUGGCAGUUUCAGCGGAGGAGAGCUGGUGCCGGUGGCCUUGGCCCAGGCUGAAGGAGACAGAGGCAUCGGCUUCAGCGUGACGGCUGGAGGGCCUGGAGGCAGGAUGACUGUGGUGAAGAGAGUCUGGGACAGGAAGCAGUGCAACUCCCUGCAGCCAGGGGAUGCUAUUGUCAAAAUCAACGGAGCUGAUGUCCAGAGUCUCAGUUUUGCACAGGUACAAACAGUUCUACAGGAACACACCAAACAAGGAGAAGUUGUUUUACUGGUUUACAGAGGAGGCAUUUAUCAUUCAACCGUCUCCCCCGGCUCUAUUCGAAGACUCCCUCCACCGCUGCUCCGUCCUCCUCCUCCACCUGUUGGCUCAGACACCUCCUCUCUGCUCCCAGAAGUUCUGCCAAUGCCCCGCACCUCCAUCAGCACCCCUCCCUCCCCGGCCCCAACGCGAUCCUCUCUGAUCCAGAGCACCAGUUUCUUGGAGUCGAUCCCGGUUACCCUGACCAUGGAGCCCAAAGACUGGAUGAACACGGGCCUGGAGGACGAGGCCGGCGGCGGCCCGAUGCCGGACGCAGGUCUGGAGAAGCAGAGCGGCGAACGAACUCGACCGCUUCGAGGGUUCGAUGUGGAGCUGAGGAGGAAGCCAGGAGAGGGCUUUGGGUUCGUCAUCGCCUCUCAGGAUGUGGAGAACGGUAAAGCUGCCUCCCUUCUUCCCCACCGGUUUGUGACGGUCCGUCGAGGCAGUCCGGCAGCUAAGAGCGGUCAGAUCCGGCCUGGAGAUCGUUUGGAGGCGGUGGAGGGACGAUCGGUGGUGACUCUGCCUCAUCGGGAGCUCGCUCAGAUACUUCGCAGAGCUGGAAAUACUCUCCGCCUCACUAUUGUCCCCCGACCCAGCACCUACUCUUCAACCCUUUCAGAAACAGCUGACUAUGACCCCUCUCACCGAGGCAGGAAAGGUCAAAGGUCACGUCCAAAGCGUGACUCCAGGUACUACAGUGUCGAUCUGGACCGCGGCCCGUCAGGCUUCGGCUUCAGCCUCCGAGGGGGAAGCGAGUACAACAUGGGCCUCUAUGUGCUGGGACUGAUGGAGGGGGGGCCCGCCUCACGGAGCCAAAAAAUGCAGGUGAGCGAUCAGCUGGUGGAGAUCAACGGGGACAGUACGGCCGGAAUGACCCACAGUCAGGCUGUGGAGCAGAUCCGCAGAGGAGGCCAUCGCAUCCACCUGGUGCUCAAGAGAGGAAACGGCUACGUGCCUGACUACGGCCGUGAGCACCGAAUCGCCUCCCCCUCCCUCCCGCAUCACCCCAAGGAGCAGGGUUUGGCUGCAGUAGACUCCGCUGGAAGGAGGGGGCACACUUCCAAGAAGAAGAGGAGAAGCAAGUCGCAGGGAGAGGAGAGAGAGACGGAAAGGAGGGGAAGAAGAAGACGGGGCUCAGAGGGAGGAGAGCGCUCGGGUUUGCAAAGCCCCGUCUCUGAGGGGAGACGAGGGAGGUCUCGGGAAGGCAGGGAUGGGAGGAAGAGGAGGAGAAAAGGGGAGACUCAGAGUUUACCCAGAGAUGCCCUCAGGAAAUAUGAUGAUAGUGAUACAGAAAAGGGGACAGUGAAGGGAAGGAGAAGGGGGAAACACAGAGGGAGGAGCAGAGAGAGGAAAAGUAAAGAAAGGGGGAGGGUGGCAAAGGGUGAGGAGUCUGAGCAGGAAGAGGAGGAGCAAAAAGUACCUGCUGCUGAGGAGGAGGUGGUAGAAGAAACGGUGGAGGAAAGGGUGGAAGAAAGGGUGGAGGAAAGAGCGGAAGAAAGGGUGGAGGAAGUGGAAAUAGCAGAUAUAGAGGGAGAAGAGAGUGAUGAUGAAGUUUUCCUGCCUAUUCCAAGUCUGAACCAAAAGCUUCCCAGUCCCAAACAGAACUGGGAGGAGGAGGAGGAGGAAGAGGAGGAGGAGGAGGAGGAGAAAAGCUGGUACGUGGCAGCAGAGUACAGGGAGCUGAGGACAGAACAGGAGCAGGGGAGGUCAUGGGAUGAUGACGGGGAGGAAAAUAAAGACGCCGAGCUGAAUGAGGUUGAAAAAGAUGAUGAUGCACAGAGCGGGCAACUGGAGAGGCCGUUGCCGGGCGUUGCUGUGGUCGAUCCGGUGUCACAGAGAAAGCCCUUCUCCUUCCUCACCUCCGCACUGUCCGUACAGCAGCUGGAGGAUGAUGAUGAUGAUGAUGGUGAUGGUGAUGGUGAUGGUGAAGGUGAUGAUGAGUCAGAAUCUGGAGGCAGCCAAUCUGACAGCAGCGUGUCUGCUGCCAGCAUCUCAGGCCUCUCUCUGGCUGCCACAGAGGCAGGCGGGCGCAGGGCGGCGGUGCUGCCAGGCCCUUGGCUCGUGCCCAGGCAGCAGAGGAGCGCUCAGGUCGUGGGGGAGACCAGGCGGGCCGGGAGGCGGACGGGACGGAGGGGAGGAAGCAGAAGAGCUGUCUCUUGACUUCUAUCAUGCAGCAGCUGAAUGAUACUGGAUCCAACUCCACACUGUUAGACCUGUUUUCUGCAGCUACCCGCACUACGACUACCAACAUUUUCUCUGAGUCACUUUGAUACCUACAGUAGUAUGAAGUCAUAUUCUUUGUGCCUUUUCACAGCUGAUCUCUGGCUGAUGUUAAAUGUCAGUAUCUCAUUUUAACUCCUAAACGAUAGCAAGCACUGUCAUUAUUUUUCUUCCAAAGCUUCUCCUGAGCGUCCCCCGAUUGUACAUUUUGUUUCCAGGACAACAAGGCUUUUUACCUUAAUUCAACCUACUUCCUUGCUCUCGCUCACUCUGCUCUCCUAAGUAGCCCCACCACCACCACCCCACCCCUUAAGAAUAGACAUCAAAUUUUACCUCAUGAAGAUACUGAGCAAUAAUAAUGCAACUGUCCGAGACUAUCAGCCAUCAUUAGUUACCGCCAGGUCGAGCUGGUCUGAGAGGAAUCAGUGUAACGUGUUUGUACAGCAUCCUCUUUGUCUUAUGUGGACACUCGCCUCAACUUGUAACGUCGUUCCAUAUAACUGGCUAUUUGAUUGUGAUGUUGCAAAUCCCUUUUGAAAGCAGGUGUGAAGUCUAUAUAUAUUCUGUAAAUAUUUGCAGAGAAAAUCAGAUUGUACAUACUAUACUAAAUGGAGCCCUGAUUUGUAUUCCUGUAUUGUAAUAUAUCAUAAUAGGUCUAAAUAUUUGAAUAUACGCAGUAUAUCUCUAUAUUACCGACAAACAGCUAACCGUUCAUAUUAUUUAUUAACGUGUGAUGACAGACUACGUGGUACCUAGCUUUUGUGAAGGCUCGAAAUGUAAACACAGCCUAUAUUGUACCAUCCCUAUUUAUACAUGAAUGUUUUGUAAUAUGCUGCUUGAGUGUGGAUUAGGAUGAUCCGUGUCGUACCCUACUUCAGACGUAAGCAAAAGAUGCCAAAAAUAUGCAUCUGGCAGUGUGCAUAUUUCAAGUACUGUUAAUGUUGUGUAUGUGGGGUCAGAACAAAAACCACUAUCUAGAUUCUAGAGAGUGCUGUGCCCAUCGUGCCACGUACAGUUGCCUUGGUAACAUAAACCACUUUACCCUAGCCACUGAUUUUUCUUACUGUGAAAACCUUUGUUCGGAGGUCUCUAAUGCUAAACGUCGGUGGGCCGUUUAGUAAUUUCAGUCAUGCCAAAAAACAAUCAACUGUAAAAACUCCACAAGAAGGAAUUUCUCCACAAUCUGAGAUGGCAAAAUAAAAUAGCACAUUGUUUUUUCUUUUGCUCUUUUUUUAAAAAUUCUGUUACGGAUAAUAAAAAAAAAAAACGAAAAAAAACAACAAAAUACAGGAAUCAAGCUGAAUGGAUACUGUGAGAUGUUAUUUUUCUAUGAGAUUUAUCUUUUUUGAUAUACUCAGGUUUUCAGAUACUUUGCUCUCUAGAAAAGCCAUUAGGAAGAAAAAGCUACAGAGUGACUUCACAGCAUUUUCACAACACACACACGGCUGGAUUCCUUUGAUUUUAAACGCUAAAGCAAUAUUCUGUUGACUCUCUGUGGAGGCAUUUGGAGACGCAGACUGUUAUUUGUUACCAGUCCAGAACCAUCUAAAGGUUGAUGCUGUAAGUGAAGUCAUUCCUUCAUUUGUAACCACAGCAACUGAAACAAACUGCUCCAUUCGUCUGUGUUGCCGUGACGAAGCAAACACACUGAACUCUCCAGCCAACGACCAUACAUACAGUGUAGCUUGGUAGCCUAUAUAUAAGACUUGUUUUAUAACGUUUGCUAAUAUUCUUUUUUUUUAAUCUUUCAUUUCCUAAGGGGGAUUGUAUGGCCGAACUGUAAACACAUUCUCAUAAAACUGCAAAUAAACUGCUGAACCAAUUUCCUCA
Acanthochromis polyacanthus (spiny chromis) is the source of this 6799-nucleotide messenger RNA. It is a transcript of the gene magixb, whose product is annotated as membrane-associated guanylate kinase, WW and PDZ domain-containing protein 2. The record is from RefSeq and is a predicted model, not a curated record. NCBI's taxonomy places the organism in Eukaryota, Metazoa, Chordata, Actinopteri, Pomacentridae. Gene Ontology annotation, biological process: signal transduction. Gene Ontology annotation, molecular function: protein binding. The transcript has 17 exons. Bases 467 to 4909 code for a protein of 1480 amino acids. Gene Ontology annotation, cellular component: cytoplasm.